UGAUGGUGCUGUCAGGGCGCCGACGCCGUGAGGCUCGGGCAGUUGCCACCGGGAGGACUUGGGUGGUGGGGCCGGCCUGCGGUCAGCUCUGCGGCCCGCUUCGCUCGCGUCCAGCCUGGUGGCCGCCCCGUAGCUCUCGGCUCCAGGCCGUGGGCGAGGCCGGUGUGUGGGUGCGCGCCGCGAGCGCCUCGGAGGGGCCGCGAGAUGCAGCCGCCGGGCCCGCCCCCCGCGUACGCCCCCACGAACGGGGACUUCACCUUCGUCUCCUCUGCAGACGCGGAAGAUCUGAGUGGUUCAAUAGCAUCUCCAGAUGUCAAAUUAAACCUUGGCGGAGAUUUUAUCAAAGAAUCUACAGCCACUACAUUUCUGAGACAGAGAGGGUACGGCUGGCUUUUGGAAGUUGAAGAUGAUGACCCUGAAGAUAACAAGCCUCUCUUGGAGGAAUUGGAUAUUGAUCUAAAGGAUAUUUACUACAAAAUCCGAUGUGUUUUGAUGCCAAUGCCAUCACUUGGUUUUAACAGACAAGUGGUGAGAGACAAUCCUGACUUCUGGGGUCCUCUGGCAGUUGUUCUUUUCUUUUCCAUGAUAUCAUUGUAUGGACAAUUUAGGGUGGUCUCAUGGAUUAUAACCAUUUGGAUAUUUGGUUCACUAACAAUUUUCUUACUGGCCAGAGUUCUUGGUGGAGAAGUUGCAUAUGGCCAAGUUCUUGGAGUUAUAGGAUAUUCGUUACUUCCUCUCAUUGUAAUAGCCCCUAUACUUUUGGUGGUUGGAUCAUUUGAAGUGGUGUCUACACUUAUAAAACUGUUUGGUGUGUUUUGGGCCGCCUACAGUGCUGCUUCGUUGUUAGUGGGUGAAGAAUUCAAGACCAAAAAGCCUCUCUUGAUUUAUCCAAUCUUCUUAUUAUACAUUUAUUUUUUGUCCUUAUAUACUGGGGUGUGAGCCGAGGCAUACGUGAGUAAAGAAGAUAAGUGUGUGUGUAGUCUGGGAAUUAUUGCCAAAGGGAUUCAAGCAAACCUGUGCUGGUCAAGCUUGAUGUGUUUCAGACAUGGCGCAGGUUUAGGAUCUUUCUAAAACAAUGUUUUUUGUAUUUAGCUAAUUGCAGUAACCUGGGACUUUUUGGUCAGAAUGCUAAAUUCUGUUUGAUUCUUCAUAUUCCAGUGAAUAAAAUAUAAAAACAUUGUGUUUUUACGAUUGUGUCAAUAUUCACGUAAAAACUUGUGGCAGAAGCACCGGGAUUCGUAAUUAUAUUUCUCUUGAAGGGUAAAUUUGAUAACAUCUUGAUAACCUGAAAGUGCAAUUUUUUUCCUUUGAAGAAUUUUCUCCUGUAUUACAGAUCCUAUAGAUAUGUAUUUAUAUUUAUACGUAUAUAUUUAUGAAAUAAUUAUUCACAAAAUAUAUUUCUGGAUAGCCUAAAAAUUAAAGCAUUUAAUCUGAUGCUUAACACUUCAUUAAAUUUGGCUCAUACUCUUUUUUUAUUUAAAAAUUCACACCUGUUUUUUAAAUGGUAUAUAAAUUUGUGAAAAAUAGUUACUGAUAUAGAUUUGGUUUAUUUGGGUAAAUUUUUAAAAACUAUUUUUGAAUUUCCAGACAUCUGAUGAAAAGUUUCUGGUACUCUUUCUGAUUUAAGGGUAAGAGGUGUAAUGAGUACAACUUUCAUUAAAAUCAUUACUAUUUAGGAACACAGAAUAUUUAUAGUAUCAGUAAGCAUUUUUGAUCAGAAAAGUCAUGGGAAAAAGACCUUUAAAAUGUUGUGGUCCUGAACUAUGUUACAAGAAGUAGAAGACAAUAAAAUGCUUGCCAGCUGUGCAUUUAUUUUA
Molecule: messenger RNA, 1817 nt
Organism: Ochotona curzoniae (black-lipped pika)
Lineage: Eukaryota; Metazoa; Chordata; Mammalia; Lagomorpha; Ochotonidae
Gene: YIPF4
Product: Yip1 domain family member 4
Exons: 6
Coding region: 205-939 (244 amino acids)
Biological process (GO): endoplasmic reticulum to Golgi vesicle-mediated transport; vesicle fusion with Golgi apparatus
Cellular component (GO): trans-Golgi network; membrane
Source: RefSeq, a predicted model, not a curated record